Brassica napus (rape) is the source of this 5172-nucleotide messenger RNA. RefSeq names its product retinitis pigmentosa 1-like 1 protein. Bases 3297 to 4460 code for a protein of 387 amino acids. The record is from RefSeq and is a predicted model, not a curated record. Lineage: Eukaryota; Viridiplantae; Streptophyta; Magnoliopsida; Brassicales; Brassicaceae. The transcript is spliced from 3 exons.
UUUGAUUUAUUUUUAGUCUAUGCAUUAAAGAAGUCUAGAGAUGUCAAUAGGGUGAUCAAGCCCAUUAGAAUUUUCCUUUUUGCAAACUUUAAUAGACUCUUAUGUUACAAUUUAUGAAUCGUAGCAUAUAUAGUUCAUAGUUUAAUUUAUUAUUCAUAAUUAUUCUGAACUAUCAUGUAUGAAUUAAAAUUAUUAGCAUAGUUUCUUCAUUAGUUUUUUCUUCAUUAGUUUAACCAUAACUAAUUAACUAAUCAGGUAUACAGUUAUUUAGUUUUAUAGUUAAAUGUGUUAUAUUUGAAUUUUUGCUAACGCUUGGUGGAUUAUUUCAAAAUAUAGUCAACUAUUAUGGCCAUCACAAAGAAUACGAGAAUAUAGUUACUUUUACGAUAUGCUCAUAUGCAGUGGUUACGUAGAAGAAAAUGUUAGAGCAUCUCUAACCUACGGUAAGUCAUUUAGUCUUUACAUUCAAGGGAUCAAAUGAGGGGUCCCUUUUCGGGGCAAGGUGCAUGUGUUCUACGUAGCUGGAGAACUUCCAAAUAUGAGAAAACAAAAACAAAAUUCACACAGGAAUUAUAUAUAUAUAUAUCUUUUAUUGACUGAGAAUUUAGAAACAUUCAAUCUGACAUGAUUCAAUUUAAUUUGGGUAAGCUUUCGUGAGGUCAUUGUCAUAGGCAACAGCGCUAAAUCAAUAGCCUGAUACAUUAAUGUUUAAAAAGAUUUUGAAAUCACAUAAAUAAAAGAAGAAGAACGAAUAUAAGUUUUUUUUUUUUUGUAAAUAAAAGAACGAAUAUAAGUUGGAUUAUAUUAUUCAUUCAAAAAAAAAAAAAGUUGGAUUAUUUUGCUACUAAUAUACAUGGAACUCUAUAGGAGCGAGGGACUUUACUCUGUAUUGCCCCAGUAACUCAUGUGUUCAUUCUAUUUUAUCCCACCAAUUAAAAACAAUAUAAUUUUUAAUAUAUUUUAAUCAGAAACGUGGUGAAAAUCGAAAUUGCCCUUAAAACCAAAUAUUUACAGGAUCCAACCUAAACUAUUUGACUCGACCCACUAUUAGCCGGAUCCUUAACCAGAUCCGCGCGUUCCUUUCUCUUUUCUCUUCCUUUGUCGUCUCUCACUCUCUUCUAAACCUUCUAAACCUGAAAAUUGAAAAAGAAUCCUAGAACCGACGAAAACGAUGAAGCUCACCGCAUUGACUGCUUCCUUCACUGCUUCUUCUCUGAUCUUCCCUUAGUCCCUCGUGCCUUUCCUUGUUACUCUGAUUUCAUCAUUUCCCCAAAUCAGUCUGUAACCCUAGAUUUGACGAAAUCAAUUGAAAAAAUUGAUCGAAUCAACUGCUCCUGCGGCGUAUUCUAUUCUCCCGCUCCUUCUGUCGGCGACGCAAUCGACGGAACCCUAGACUUCAUCUCCCAUCUCCUAUUUUCGUUCUCGUCUCUUUCGUGUAAAAGGUAUGUUCUCUCUCCAAUUUUUGAUUGAUUUUGUUGUUGGUUUGAAAGUCCGUUUGAAAGUAUUGUGGUUGAAAAUCGGUUAGGUUCAGAUUUUUUUCAGAAUGAGGAUUACAGAGACUGAAACUUUGACACGUUUGGUUUUGAGGUUAUAGAGAUUGAAAGUUUGGUUUCAGACUUGAGAUAAGUCUAGUGAUUAUUGAAGACUAACUGUUUUGGUGAUAGAAUGUCCUAGACUGUUUGAUAUGUGAAACCGAGUUGAGUGAUUGAUUAAUUGUGAUGUAGUGAUCGAAUUGAUUGGUUGGAUUUUUAUUAUUGAAUGAAUGAUUUAGGGUUUUGAGAUCAGACAGCUAUAAGAAUCAAUGAUUUAUUUUGUAGAUAUUUCAUUGAAUGGGUUUGUUAGCGUUGGUGGUUAUUGAACGUUUAUUGUGUAUGUAUAUAUUCAGGGGAUCAAGAUAUUGAGAGGCUAUAGAUAAUGGCAGGCCAAGGUCGAGGGAGAAAAAAAUCUCAGCAGAAAAAGUCCACAAAAAGAAACAGUGCUCCUGUAGAAGAGCAGCAUGUAGAAGAACUUUCAACAGAGAAUGAUAGUGAUGAUCUAUCAGCACACGGAAUUAAGUCUGAUAAUCAGGGAACCGAUAAUCAGUCUGCAUCAUCUCAGGUAAAUUAUUCCCAAAUGCUAAUAAACAGACUAGUAAGAAACAAAUGCUAAUAUAAUUUUUAUUUGGUUUACAGGAGUGCCAACCACUGCCACCUGAUGAGCUAUGUUUCAAGAACACCGAGUUCACCCAGACGUGUAAGAUACAGAGCAAGUGUUAUGUGACCGAGACGGUGAAGUUUCUGAAGAAGGAUAGGUUUGAAAACCACCCUUAGUUUUGCCAUUUUUUCCACAUGCCCGAUGAACCAAACUUGAAGCUGCAGGGUAUGUGGAUGCUUCUACUGCGCAUUGUUCCUUUACAUGAGUCAGAGGACACAUCUUGGUUUGCUGUUAAUGGAGUGCCCAUUCGGUAUUCAAUGAGAGAGCAUGCUCUCAUCUCGGGAUUGGACUGCCAUGACUACCCGGCUAAGUAUAAGAAGAUUGGAAGCUUUGCGUUUGUAGACAGGCAUUUCAAAUCACAUAAGGAGAUCACUAUGCUAUCUGUGAGAGAGAAGUUGUUGAGUAUGAGUGCGUGUGGGGAUCGACUCAAAAUGGCAGUGCUUUACUUCUUAGGCACGAUUAUCAGAGCGAGGGGAAGGUAUAAUGCCCCGUUCGACCCUUUCGUAUUAAGAAUCGUCAACGAUGUGGAGGUUUGUAAAACCUUUCCUUGGGGUCGGUUGACGUUUGAAGAUGCUCUCCGGUCCAUCACUCACGUGAUGAAGCAUCUGAAAGGGAAACCUAAGAAUAAUGUCAACUUUCCCGGGUUCAUAAUUCCUUUGGAGAUCCUGGCAUUUGAGUGUAUUCCAGCUCUGAAAGCACGAUUUAGAGAAGGUGUAGAAGGCUGUAUGAGUAAGUGUCCGAGGAUGUGUAAAAAGCGGUUCCAAAGUAACAGCAUGAAGGGUUAUCCUCUUGAGGAUUUGUACGACACACUAGGAGAAAUUAAGGUUAUUGAAAGUGUUCUUGUUCCUACUGUUGAUGAGGAACCUCUCAUGGCACGCUUAAUGGAUGGGGAGCCAGACUAUGAAAAUGAAGAAGGCGUGAGUAAUUUGUGGAGCACGUGGUUGACUGUUAAGGAGAAGCCUAUCUUUUGGCAAGAACUCUAUGAGUUAGAUGUGGCUGCAAGGGAGUUUCCUUAGAAGAAAGAUAAAAGGAAAGUGCAUGAAGAAGCAUCCUCCUCUAAUACAAGUUUGGAGGACGUUUUGAAAGGGUUUGAAGAGAGGUUGAUGACAAGUUUUAGUGAAGUGAAUGGGAAGGUGGAAAAAAUGAACAAGAGACUUGGGAAGAUUGAACGUUGCCAAGUUGUUUUAAAAAAGAGGUGUAAAAGGAUGAAGGCAAUGGAGAAGAAGCUUGAGAAGAUUGAAGAUUGCCAAUAUUAUUUAAAAAAGAAGGCCAAGAAGGUGGAGAAAGAAAUGAAGGAAAUGAAAGAGAAGGAGGAGGAUAAGGAGAACAAUGACGGUUUCGACUAUCAAGGCAUGGAUUAUGACUGGGGUGGACAGCGGAAUGACAGCAAUGGAGCGGACGCAACAACCAAAGAACCUGUAGAUGAAGAUAUGGUUGAAAAUACAGAGGUGGUAGAAGAGAAAGAGAGUGAAGAAGACGCUCAGAAGGACGAUAGAGGUUCUGAGGAAGAGACAGAACCUGAACCUGAAGCAGAAGCAGAAGCUGAAGAAGACAAAGAAAAAGAGGAUGAGGAAGAGAGUGAAGAAGAGGCUCAGAAGGAACCUGAUGAGGUUCAAGAUGAGGUUGAGAUGAAUGAAGCCAAUGAGAUUGAAGAAGAGGUUGAAACAGAGGCUCGGGUUGAAGUUGAAACCGAGAAAACUGCUACACCACCACGUGGUAGGACUAAGGCAGCAGCCGCGAGGAGACAAAUCCUAACAACACCAGAGAAGUUGUUCGGAAAGGCUGAAAAAAUGGUGGAGGAAGAGAUGAAAGAACCUGAGGAAGAGGGUGAAAAAAUGGUGGAGGAAGAGGUGGAAGAACCUGAGGAAGAGGGUGAAAAAAUGGUGGAGGAAGAAGUGGUAGAGCCUGAGGAAGAGGCUGGAAAAAUGGUGGAGGAAGAGGUGGAAGAACCUGAGGAAGAGGCUGGAAAAAUGGUUGUCUACGAAGGCAGUACUUGUGAAACGAAGGAAGCUGACAAGGGAGCAGCCAAGCCUUCUGGAACUGGGGUCAAGCAUAGGCCAAAACAAAUGGCAUUGAGGAAGCACGCUACUAAGCAGGCUCCUAAGCCGAGGGGUAGACCGAGAAAGGAUACUGAACCAAAGAAGUUCACAACGCCAGAACAGACAAAAAGGAUACGUUCACGUUCACAGUGGGUUUCCACUCCUUUCACUGAAGCUAACACUGAUGAGAUUGAAGGGCGCAAGAAGAAGCCUAGAACAAAGGCGUAGAAGACAAGAAGCUUAAAAUAUUUUGGGUGUUAAGUAUUUAUCUCGGAUUUGUUGUGAACUUAUGUAAGAAGUUAUGUUUUGUUGCUUGCUGGUCUGUAAAACUUGAAUGAUAUCUCUUAUGUAGGAUGCUCUGUGUUGUGUGAUUGUCUUGCAGCAGGUUUGGCCCAAUUGAGGACAAAACGAUCUAAGUCUUAAGAAAACACAUUUGUACUACUAGGUUUAUUAUGUAUUACUAAGACAAACAAAAUUUGUCAACAAUAAGAAAAAAAAAUAUAAGAAAAAAAAUGGCACAUGUAUAAAACGUGUAAAACGUGUAAAAUAUAAGAAAAAAAAAUAGCACAUGUCUAAAACGUGUAAAAUAUAAUAUUAAACAAAACAUGUUUGAAUACUCUUAGUAGUACUCAAGGAAGUAGUAAUAUUUCAUUCUUCAUAGUAAUAUUUUUGUAAAUCAGAACAUUUUUUAGUAAUACAACCUGAAGAAAUUAAAUUUAUUAGUAAUACAAAUGUAUUUAGACAAUUUUAGAUUAUAUAUAACACACUGACAUAAUUUUUUUAAAUAAAAUGCGUAUUUUCUGAAUUUCAUCCCAUUAUGGCCUUCACAUCAAGACAUUAGUAUAGAAGUAGAAGGAUGUUUUCUAUAGAAAUGAGAGGUUUUCAACUAAUUUCAGAAUUUAAGAGUAUUUUAUGUCUAAUUUGGCAAAUAAACACACAA